Messenger RNA from Durusdinium trenchii, 789 nucleotides. The record is from the annotation of a GenBank genome assembly. NCBI's taxonomy places the organism in Eukaryota, Dinophyceae, Suessiales, Symbiodiniaceae.
AUGGUCGAUGCUCCCUCCAAGAGAAAACGGCUCUCAACACCAGCGGAAGUGCUGGUGGAUCGACUGGCUUCAUCCGUAUAUGAAAAGGCCAGGAAGGGUGAUGGAAUUUCUCUGGAUGGAUUUCCGGACUUUGCCCCAGUUCUAUCUGAGAUCUCGAACCUUGGCAGUGGUGAUUCUGCCAAAGGUGUCUCCGGCCAGAAUUUCAAAGUGACAACGCUGCAUCCAUCUGGUUCACUCAUCAUUCAAGAGCAAUUUCUGCAGCAAUUUGAUGAGAACCCUGAGUUUGAAGAGAUAGUGACGGACCACAAUGCGAGCUACAACACCGAAAACCUGAGAAUCAUAGACAAGGUUCAAGCUGCACCUGCUCCUGCUUCUGAAAAUGUCAAGGUGGAGACUGUGGAGCCUGACAAUGGCAAGGUGCUUACAGCAGAAUCUUUGGCUACUUUGCCCAACGCGUCGGAACUGGUGUUGAAUAGCCAGAUUGGCCUCGUGCUCGCUGAUGGCGGCAAGGCAGCGUACCUCAGGGCUGGACCCGAACAAACAGUGCUACCAAACUUCAGGGAACUCUUUUCAUUUGGGUCUGGCAUGUGGUGUGAUGGGCAAGAUGCAGUUGGCGCAAUGGCUGAUUCACAUGGUUCGUGGCUGAAAUGCCAUGCUGAAUUGUCUUCUUCGGUGAUUUUGGAGAAGAAGAAGAUCGCUUCCCACCUCACUGAGCUCCCAUGCUUGGACAAAGCUGUGACGCUGAAAGAGUUGCUCAUGAGCCUGGAAGAUCAGGGGGAAGUCACUUGA